AUGUGGUCUCCGGCCGGACCGUCAUGGCUAGUUGAGCACCAACCGCCACUGAAGACUGCUGAAUGGCCUCGGGCUACGACACCGGUCAAUGCUCGCAACACAGACUCUUUUCUGCUAGGCACUUCUGCUGAUUCUGGCGUUUACAUGAAUCUGACCUUUAGCAGCCCUCCUAUCAUCAAUAAGCCCGAUCAAAACAGGAUAUCUCCUGGACUGAGGACUCCUACUUCCCGUCCAGGGAUCCAUAUGAGCACUACUCCUUCACCUUUCAGAACGUUUCGUCUGACGUCGUUCGGCUCCCCAACAUUCAGCGAUCGUGCGCUUCGGUUGUCAAACUCAGAAAAUGUUGUCGGUUUCCGCUUUCGUGGCGGAUCGAUUGAAAAGCCGAAAAGGAUUAUCGGCAUGAGUCCCCGUGUUGAGGCCACAGAAAAUUCUGUCUCUAGGUGCCUCCAAAUGCCAUCAACUAGUGACAGCACAAACCUUGACCAAACAUUGCCAAUGACUAUGGGGGAUUUCUAUGACUCGCAUCUGGAGGCCAUGGCAGACGAUUCUGGGCUUUUCUGCAACGAUCUCAGCAUACAAGCGACUUCUACGCCUCUUCGGACUUCUUCCCAAGCAUGCCUGUUCCCUGCGACCAAUGUUGCUCCUGUACCUAACCCGUAUGCAGAUCUGUGCUUGGAAAAUCCGGCAGAAACCCCAAUUCUUGCAACGUCCCCAGUUGUCCUGAAAUCGUCACCGCCUACACCAACAUCAUUCAAACGUGCAAUGCGUGAUGUGCAACGGCAAGGAACGCUACAACCUAGGAAGCUUUUGACUGAGAGCACUAAUAUCGUGAACAACUGCCCGAACGAAAACGUGGAACGAAAGGCUACUGCAGAAUUGAAGAAACGUCCAGAAUCUUGCGAUUUGUUCGAGCCGCCGAAGAAGCCACUCAAACCGUACUCUCGUCGAUGGAUGCGAUUAGCAACGGGAGGAACACAGAUUCAAAAAGAGCUGACUGCUGCUGCUCAUGCGUUUAUCGCAGGUACCCCACGAUACAGUGAUAGCUGGUAAAUCCUUCAGUGCUAUCUAUAUCUAAUCGAAUCACUUAGAUCAUAUCACAUUUCUUACACUUUUCUAGUCAGUUGUCAAUUCUUUCUAUGUCCCAUCACAUUGUUUAGAAAGCUUGUUUUUAUGAACACUUGUUAUAGAAAGGUACAAUCUUGUAACUCAUUCUCUAAAUAUUAUGCUUUUACUCAUCGUCUCCUCAUAUACUGAUCUUACACCUAUCAUAAUCACUUUCGUAUGUAUAUAGCUUUUUAGCUCCACAUCCGGUUAUACAUUGCUGCUAACACUUUGCACUUUGAAAUUUCUUAUAUUUGAUUCUUGUUUGUAACAUUAGCUAGUAUCGAUUGAUAAAGAAUUAAUUUUGA
Cylicocyclus nassatus is the source of this 1409-nucleotide messenger RNA. The record is from the annotation of a GenBank genome assembly. Lineage: Eukaryota; Metazoa; Nematoda; Chromadorea; Rhabditida; Strongylidae.